Messenger RNA from Amoebophrya sp. A120, 2055 nucleotides. NCBI's taxonomy places the organism in Eukaryota, Dinophyceae, Syndiniales, Amoebophryaceae. The record is from the annotation of a GenBank genome assembly.
GUAGUGCCUCCUUUUACUAAAACUGCGACUGCGCCGUGACCCCGUUGUAGUGUACAACAACGUGUCAUACGAAGAUGAGAAAGCCGAUCGUGCGCAUUUUUGUAUCCCCCUGUGUGUUGUUUUGGCUUACUUCUAGGCCCAGGGUACAGGCAGCGACGAGAGAAACGAGCGGCCCUGAACAACAACCGGGCGUGACAUAUAAUCGGUUAGAUCCCCCGGACGCAGACAAGCGGAACUUGCACCAGCGGCAAAACCCGCCACAACGUCAACAAGACAAAGGCGGGGUGCUGUCGCAACAUGAUGGUGGUAUCGCUAGCGCUUUUAGUGGACUUGCUGGCGCAUUUAGUGCAUUUGGUGGUCUUUGGCCACAACAUGAAGUCCCCGUGGUUGACGUUUCAGAUCCAGCCACCUCAAAUGACGUGAACCUUCAGAAUGACGACGACGACCGGAUGAAUUACGAGCAUAGCCCCUACUAUGUGAAGGUGUUUGAAGAGUUAGAAGACGGGAGGACGGAAUACCACAAGGUGAAGGUCCACGACAGCUUCAGUGACCGGAAUUUCGACCGUCUCCUUGCCCGUGAAAUGCCCCAGGUGGAAACUACACUGAAAAUCGUGGAUAAAGUGAUGGAGCGUUCCAAUAUCAUCAGCGAAUCGUCAAAAGUGGGCUUGAAUACUUUAGAAGCGCACAUCAAUUAUGAGCUGGACAAAAUGCGCAUGGAGAAUAGCAAAAUGCGCACGGAGAAUAGCAAAGAACAACACGAGACAAAGAUGAAGUUGAAGGAUUUCGAGAUGGCUGCUCAGAAGAUGGAUGGUGUUGAUGCUCUCGUGAAGGAGGUCAAGGAAGAUGUGAGGUCCAGGUUUAAAUAUGAAGGAAAAAUGGGUGAUCUUGUUUCGGAAUCGUGACUGCUACUGCUACUCUACGGAUAUGCGUUUUUUAUAUGAAAACUAGUAUCCUAUCAAUCUACUCCCAUGUGAUGCAUUGUCGUACUUGGACAAGGUUGUUUUGCAGGGGCUUUUCAUCUCCCACUUACUUUGAAGCGCGUUGCGCGAGCUAUCCAUUUUCUUGAUGGCGAGUGAGACUUGCAGUAGCGCUCGGGCAGCUCGGCGCGGCGGUUUCGUGGUUGGUCCUCCUAGCGCCUAUUAGACUCAAGGAGUUGUUUGGGGUCACGCUAACUCUGUAUCAGUUCCAGUAGUAUUUAUGGGUCGGAGAACGAGAAUCAACUUAUUAGGAUUGCGUUCUGGCCUCGUCUUAACAAUCAACCGACCUGUUUCGCUUUUAAGCCGGCACUUUUAGCGAAAAUUAUCUAGGCCCACGCGGCGGGGGCGGCUUCGGGAGCAGGACGACUUUGAGCAUAGUGUCUGCAACGCAAAAAAUGCAGUUCGAGCUGUGAUUGUGAUACUUAGAAGUUUUCGCUUUCACAGGCCUAGGGUGGUUCACUACUGUUCAGCCGCGCGCAUCGACAGAGUGCCAGCGAAAGGGCCGAGCCAGGAUCGGUGCAAGGGUAAAACCAAACACGAAAAAAGAAAAAUUUAUCGCCGGGAUUCGUGGUAGCAGAGAUAAAUCGCAUCAAAUUCAAAAGCGCUAUCCCAGAUGGGGUAGGUAGCGAGCGUGCGCAAAGGCAAACUUCCACCAGCCUCGCGAAGCGCCCGCGGCCCAUCUAGCGCCUGCACAUGCCGGGGGUGUGGUUUGUGAGCCUCCCACAGAUGAAAAAGGGAGAUGAAUCGUGAACGUAUCUAUACCUUUUGCAGCGCCUUCAGAUUAUUUUUUUACUUACUGUUACUUCGGCGGCGGCGGUUCGUUGUCGUUCGGGGUUGGCAGCGCACCUUUCUGCUGGAUCAUCUACUUCGUCCCUUCCAUAGUAUCGACCUAGCUCUCGAUGUUCGAAGGCGUGGCGAGUCACAGGAACGCAUGAGUGAAAUCGUCGAUGAGCAAGCGAAAGAGAUCGCCGAUCUGAAGGAGCAAGUCACGGCCUUGGCAGGCGGACUCAACAAGGAGGUGGCGUCGUUGAAGAGCCAGGUUCACGGCCGCCAAAGCGAUCCAAGAACGGCUGAAUAA